AUGAUGGAAGAAGGAGGGGAAUCUGGUGGUGCAGAAACUGCAUCGGAAUCGUCCGAAGGUGGAGCAGCUGCAUCAGCUGCAGCAGAAUCGGAAGGGGAUGGAGAGGAAGGCAGCGCUGCUUCCGAGGGCGCAACUAGUGCGGGCGGAGAAGAGGAUGAAGAGGAAGGCAUUCUAGACGUUGAUGUCGACGAGUUGCUGUUAGCUGAAGUUGGACUUGAGGAAGGAGCAGGAGGGGAAUCUGGUGGUGCAGAAACUGCAUCGGAAUCGUCCGAAGGUGGAGCAGCUGCAUCAGCUGCAGCAGAAUCGGAAGGGGAUGGAGAGGAAGGCAGCGCUGCUUCCGAGGGCGCAACUAGUGCGGGCGGAGAAGAGGAUGAAGAGGAAGGCAUUCUAGACGUUGAUGUCGACGAGUUGCUAAGAAGAAUCAGUUGCUGA
Uloborus diversus is the source of this 432-nucleotide messenger RNA. Its product is annotated as circumsporozoite protein-like. The transcript has 4 exons. The record is from RefSeq and is a predicted model, not a curated record. The coding region runs from base 1 to 432 and encodes 143 amino acids. NCBI's taxonomy places the organism in Eukaryota, Metazoa, Arthropoda, Arachnida, Araneae, Uloboridae.